Arabidopsis thaliana (thale cress) is the source of this 102-nucleotide messenger RNA. RefSeq lists its product as uncharacterized. Lineage: Eukaryota; Viridiplantae; Streptophyta; Magnoliopsida; Brassicales; Brassicaceae. The transcript has a single exon. The record is from RefSeq and is marked reviewed. Bases 1 to 102 code for a protein of 33 amino acids.
AUGGUUAUCUUAUCGAAAUCGGAUGUUACAGGCGAACUCCGUGAUCUUGGGAUCCAAAUGAUUGCACUACCAUCACUAGAGCAUGUAACUAUGUUAUCAUAA